AUGAUCAGCGCACCGGCUUCGAAAGCACUGCUUGCACGCACAGCGCUUCGAAGUAUUUGCACUACCGCCUCUCACACUCGUCUCGCCUCAGCUAUUCUUGUCACCGCUUCCAACCAUGGUAUCCGUAGCUUCUCUGCCUCUGUCCUACAUCGACAAGCCGCUGUAGUCGACACACCCUCCUCCUCCUCCUCCUCUUCCUCCUCCACCACCACUCCUGAUUCCACUGCUGACAUCGAUGACGCACCUAUCGAGACCACCAAGACCGACUUUCCCGUCACAACCAUGGGUCGCAAGAAACGCAACAAGCAAACCAUCACUGGCGACGACAAAGCCAGACUCCUCUUCAAAUGGGGCUGGUUUAAACCCGAUAUGCCCUCCGCCAAGAGAUCCUCCUCCCCCAAGGGUAGUAGACGCAUAGGCAUGCAUAAAUCGAUCCUCACUCAUUACCAAGAAGCCAGAUCCUUCCGCUCCGCCCGUGCUCGACUUUGGACUCCCACUCUCGAACAAAUCCAAGCCUUCGCUAAAACUUCCAUCUCCAACCCUGCUACCUGGAUUAAGGCACAAAUCAAGGCUCGUCGCAUAUGGCUGCAGCGUUUGGAUGCAAAAGCCAAAGCACGCGCGGUAGGAAAAGCGCGAGGAAAGCAGUUCAAGCGGCGAGAAGUACAAGUCGUCAGCCAAGCGAAACUGUGGGAUCAGAUGGAUUAUGAACAACAGGUGGAUUUUGCUUUACGUCCCAUUUGGCGGGCCCUGUCGGAGCAAGAGAAAUCGGCUGCUCUUACAAGGUUGAGGUACGAAUGCAUUCGUAAACUUGGAUGGAGACAGGGAUAUUCCUCAGGCUAUCCUCGACCUGAAUCCGACUCUUCCCAUCUCCCCGCCCAACUGGGCUUGGAAGGUGAACAAGGUUGGGCAGCAUUCCGAGCCCUCCAAGCCGCCGAAGAGAAGGAGGCCUGGCAAGCAUGGCAGCUUCUCACCCCGGAGCAGAAGGUCGCCGAAGAAAAAUCAGCAUGGACACUCCGCGAUCGAUCCCAAAUCUACCUCGAUGACUCGGAUGACUCUUUCAUCCUCGCCUCUCCCGCUCCUCGCUGGUACCGCGUCCCUGAACGUGCUGGCGAAUUGACCUUUUUGCCCAACACGAUCGUCAAGUUGGUCAAAAACCACGUUCCAGAGGGCAAAGAAUACGAUCCAUUCAAAGCAACCUUUCGCGUCCCCCUGUCAAUGCAUAAACACGCACUCCGUUCCUACCUGCUUUCCAUCUACGGUCUUAAAACCACCUGGGCUCGCUCUUCCAUCUACCGAUCCCCCGUAACUCGAGAUGGCCGAACGGGUAAAGUCAUCUCUGGUAAAGGUCGCACCUAUAAAAAGGUCGAAGUUGGCUUGCUGGAACCCUUUUUAUUCCCAGAGAUCUCUCCCGAGUUCCAGAAACAACACCUUCUUACAUCCGAACUCGAUUAUGAAAGGUCGAGAGUAUACCUCAAGAUGACUAAAACCACACGAUGGAGAGGUAAAAAGUCCACGGAACAGUACGAAGAGGAGAUUGCCAACAAAGAUGCUGCCUCCUAUCACAACCUCGAUCCACUAUCCUCAGAGGGGAUCAAGGGCGAUCAGAAAGCGGAUGGAGAAAGAUUCCCAAGGUUUAUGGUGAAAACUAAGGGUUUGCCCACUGCCAAACAUGGAAAGAUCCUGCAGUUGUUGAGUCAAGAGAAGAAGAAGAAAGAGGAGAGGAUCGAAGAAAUGAUCCGCAAGUUUAAGCAAGAAGUUGCCGCUGCUAACAACAUUAGUGCAUAG
Molecule: messenger RNA, 1785 nt
Organism: Ustilago hordei
Lineage: Eukaryota; Fungi; Basidiomycota; Ustilaginomycetes; Ustilaginales; Ustilaginaceae
Exons: 1
Coding region: 1-1785 (594 amino acids)
Biological process (GO): mitochondrial translation
Cellular component (GO): mitochondrial large ribosomal subunit; ribosome
Molecular function (GO): structural constituent of ribosome
Source: RefSeq, a predicted model, not a curated record